Molecule: messenger RNA, 1784 nt
Organism: Anas platyrhynchos (mallard)
Lineage: Eukaryota; Metazoa; Chordata; Aves; Anseriformes; Anatidae
Source: RefSeq, a predicted model, not a curated record
UUAACUGGGGCCAGGGUGGCUUUAAAUAGAAUCGGGGACAGGGACGGGGACGUGGCCAUGGGCAGCCGUGGGGCCAAGGGGUCGUAGCCGCUGGCGGACGGAUCCGGGAGCAGGAUUCGGUGCUGGAAGAGGUCAGGAGGGAGCUGGAGUGACGGAGAGCCGGCCCGGGGACCCCCCCCAGCUCCAUCCCUCGUCCCGCCAUGUCCUUCGUGGAGCUGCUGACCCGCCUGGGCGGGAUGGGACGCUUCCAGGUGACCUACGUGGCCGCGCUGGCCUUUCCUCUGCUGAUGCUGGCCAGCCACAACCUUCUGCAGAACUUCACCGCCGGCAUCCCCGAGCACCACUGCCGGCCCCGGCCGGUGGCCAACGACAGCAUCGGCGACGUCCCCCUCUUUGUCUCCAUCCCCUCCGAUGACCACCACCGCCCCCAGCGCUGCCGCCGCUACGUGGAGCCCCAGUGGCACCUCUUGGAGACCAACGGCACGGCCAACGGCACGGCCACCGGGGCGGCCACCGAGCCGUGCCACGACGGGUGGACCUACCGUGACGGCGUCUUCGCCCACACCAUCAUCAGCGAGUGGGACCUGGUGUGCGAGUCCAAGAAGCUGCGGCAGGUGGCCCAGUCCAUCUACAUGGCCGGGAUCCUCCUGGGCUCCGGCUUUUUCGGGGUCCUCUCCGACAAGUUUGGUCGCCGGGCGCUGCUCACCUGGUGCUACCUGCAGCUGGGGGCGGCGGGGGCCGGCACCGCGGCCGCCCCCACGUUCGUCAUCUACUGCCUCUGCCGCUUCCUGGGGGGCCUGGCCAUGGCCGGCGUGUCCCUCAACUCCGCUUCUCUCUGCAUGGAGUGGAUCCCGACGGAGGCGCGCGCGGUGGUGGGCACCAUCAACGGCUACUGCUACACCCUGGGGCAGUUCGUGCUGGCGGGCAUAGCCUUCGGCCUCCCCCACUGGCGCUGGCUCCAGCUCGUCGUCUCCCUCCCCUUCUUCUUCUUCUUCCUCUACUCCUGGCUGUUCGUGGAGUCGGCCCGCUGGCAGGUGAUUUCGGGGCGACCCGACCUGGCCCUGAAGGGGCUCCGCAAAGUCGCCCGCGUCAACGGGAGGAAGGAGGAGGGCGAUAAGCUCAGCGAGGAGGCGCUGCGGGCGCUGGUGCGCCGGGAGCCCCCGAUGCCGGGGGGGGCCCUGGCCGCCCUGGUCCGUACCCCCGGGAUGAGGACAGUCUCCUGCGGCGUCUCCUUCGUCUGGUUCUCUACCAGCUUCGCUUACUACGGGCUGGCCAUGGACCUGCAGGGCUUCGGGGUGGACAUCUACCUGAGCCAACUGGUGUUUGCGGCGGUGGACAUCCCGGCCAAGCUGGCCUCCGUCCUGACCAUCAGCGGUGCCGGGCGCCGGGUGGCCCAGGGGGCUUCCUUGGGGCUGGCGGGGGUCUGCAUCCUCGCCAACAUCAUCGUGCCCACGGAGCUGCAGACCCUGCGCAUGGCCUUGGCGGUGGUCGGCAAAGGUUCCUUGGCCGCCUCCUUCAACUGCGCCUACAUCUUCACCGGGGAGCUCUUCCCGACCGCCAUCAGGCAGACGGGGAUGGGCCUGGGGGGCACCAUGGCCCGGGUGGGGAGCAUGGUGGCCCCCCUGGUGCGCAUGGCGGCCGACGUCAGCCCCGUGCUGCCCCUCGUCAUCUACGGGGCCGCCCCCAUCGUCUCGGCCACCACCUGCUUCCUGCCCGAAACCCGCAACGUGCCCCUGCCCGAGACCGUCAAGGACGUCGAGAGACGGUGAGGGGGGUCCCCGUCC